GGAUCGGCGCUGCUGCCCGCUCGCCCGCUGUUGUCGCUCGGUCUGCUGCAGCUGAUCCUGGGCUGCUGUAUGGUGGCACUCAGCUUCGGGGCGCUGUCGCUGAGCAGCUCCCCGCAGGUGAAGAACUCGUGCCCGUUCUGGGCCGGCUCUUCGGUGAUACUCUCUGGAAUCAUAGGAUUAACAACUUGGAAACGGCCUAUGAUACUCCUGGUGAACCUUUUUGUGCUGCUCUCUGUGGUGUGUGUCCUUCUGAAUUUAGCCGGAUUUAUCCUAGGCUGCCAAGGGGCCCAGUUCGUGUCCAGCGUGCCCAGAUGUGAUCUGGUGGAUUUAGGUGAAGGCAAGAUUUGCUUCUGUUGUGAAGAAUUUCAACCAGCCAAAUGCACAGACAAAGAAAAUGCCUUGAAACUCUUCCCAGUUCAGCCUUGUAGUGCUGUUCACCUUCUACUCAAGAAAGUCCUUUUCGCCCUGUGUGCCUUGAAUGCCCUGACCACCACCGUCUGCUUGGUGGCAGCCGCCCUUCGCUACCUUCAGAUCUUUGCAGCCAGAAGAUCCUGCGUCGAUGAAUCACAGAUUUCUGCGGAAGAAGUGGAGGAACACAGACGCAUCCCAGACCCUGACGACUUUGUGCCGCCAGUGCCUCCCCCUUCCUAUUUCGCCACGUUUUACUCGUGCACACCCCGGACGAACCGCAGGAUGGUUGGUCCUGAUGUUAUACCACUGCCACAUAUCUACGGAGCGCGAAUCAAAGGCGUGGAAGUGUUCUGUCCUCUGGACCCCCCGCCUCCCUAUGAAGCUGUGGUGAGCCAGACGGACCAGCAGCAGGGAUCUUCAUUCCAAAUGCCAGAAGGAUCAGGAGCUGCCAGCAGCCCUUUGGAACCGAUCUGCAUGCCGGUGAUUCAAGGUGGGGACAUUCCUAACACACCUAGAGAAGAAGGCGCAGCCAUUUCAACUCCCAGCUCCAACCAGCUGUGUCCGGCGAGGAACCGGAGAGCUCUCCAGCCCCCGAGGACGAGAUCCAAGAGUGACCCUGUGCUUCAUCAUUCUGCAGAGAGAGCUGUCCCCGUGCUCAGCUGUGAAGCCGCGACUCAGACUGAGGGAAGACCAGACCUGGCUGCGGUGACCUUGAGAAGAGGGUUGAGAUCCCGGGCUUCGAGAUGCAGACCAAGGUCUUUAAUAGAUUACAAAUCUUACAUGGACACCAAGUUGCUGGUGGCGAGGUUCCUGGAGCAGUCCUCCUGCAGCAUGACCCCGGACAUCCAUGAACUUGUAGAAAACAUUAAAUCUGUUUUGAAGUCCGAUGAGGAGUACAUGGAGGAAGCCAUCACAAGUGCCAGUUUUCUAGAACAGAUGUCAUUCCCCGCCUCCUUCCCUCUGUUCACCCCAAUUGCCUGAAAAACAGAAGCAAGUAUUUGGAGCUGCCAAGUUCUGGUGAGGUAAGAGCUGGAACAUCUGCAGAGCUGUGGGUCUGGACCUUCUGCAAAGUCUUGCUUGAUGGAAAGUAGCUUUGGGGAAAGAGAACAAGCACUUAUAGUUCAACAGAUGCUAUCACUAUAAAUGUUUGCGAGGUCUUUGUGCACAGACUGGAUCAAAAUUCAGGUACAGGGAUUGUUGCAGUAGACUCUGGGCCAUCUGCCGGGGCUUCCAGAACGGGAUCCCAGUGGUGAGGUAUCAUAAUGCCACACCAUCCCCCAGACAGAAGGAGGCAGGGACGAGGGCAAGGGAGCUUUUAUUUCUGACUCUACCCAGCUUUGCACAUUUUCACCUUCUCUAGUAUUAUUGGGAUGUGUUUUUAUAUCCAUUUUAAUUUUUUACCAAUAUCCAAACCACUUGUCCUAACUUACCAUGUAAUAACAGUAGACAUCUAUGAAUGUUGGAAUUUUCUUCUUACUCAGGAAACAAAAACAGCCUUAAAGACAAAUAUAAUAACAGAGUGUUAGAAAAAUUUGAUGUCCCAUCUUUUGGGGGGAUUAACCUUUGAAUGACCUUAAAGUCUCAGAAUGGUGGAAACUAAACAAAAAGACAUCCCAAUGAUCGUUCUGUGAUGUUAGAUGGUAGUAAAUCACUUGAGUUUUUCCCAACAUGCUAACAGCAAUAUAGGUCAUACAGACAUGACUGUGUAAUUUUAAAAACUGUAUGUACACAGCAGUUGUCCUCUUAUCAAUCUCAGUUGGAUCGGGGAUUGCCCAUUUUUGCUGUUAUAUUUAAAGUUAUGUAUGUGCUGCAUUGCAAAAUAGAUCUAGCAGUAGAAACAUUCUUAACAGCUUUUACAAAUAAAUUGGCCUAGUUUUUAUGUUGUUUAUCAUGUUUUUUUCUUAAUUGAAGAGUUAUCAGAUCAAUUAGAAGCAUCAUUAGUUUUAGCUGACAUGUUAUAAACUUAAGCAGACCGGUGGCUUUACAAUUUUCAAGUAUAUCGGGAUCACCUGAGUUCUUGUUAAAACUACAGAUGCCCAAGCCCCGUUCCAGAUUCCCAUGUCAGAAUUGCUAGGGGGGAGCAGGGAAUCUACUUUUCUGACAGGCUCCCCUCCCCUCUCGUGAUGUGCAGACCCAGUGAGAAUCAGUGGCUUAGACCACAGGGAAGUUGGGGAAAAAGUGAUGAGAAGAACGUUAAAUAUAAAGCAGGACAUUGCAAUAGACAAAUAAUUAAGCAUGGUAGGUCUACAGCUGAAACAAUAGAAAAUUUGGGGUAUUUCUUAGGAACUUCAGGAAAGAGGCAACAUGUUAAGAGACUGGAAUUCCAAGUGGGUUCCACCUUGGGAAAACACCCUUUUUUCUCUCCCAAGGCGACUAAACUAAAUAUUACAUGGAUUAAUGUAGGAGGCAGGUCUGAGGACCACAUCUGGUGAAGCUUAAUCUCUUUGUCACCCUGUUUAUUCUC
Molecule: messenger RNA, 2875 nt
Organism: Aethalodelphis obliquidens (Pacific white-sided dolphin)
Lineage: Eukaryota; Metazoa; Chordata; Mammalia; Artiodactyla; Delphinidae
Gene: ENTREP1
Product: endosomal transmembrane epsin interactor 1
Exons: 11
Coding region: 70-1392 (440 amino acids)
Cellular component (GO): membrane
Source: RefSeq, a predicted model, not a curated record